Messenger RNA from Aspergillus steynii IBT 23096, 497 nucleotides. RefSeq lists its product as uncharacterized. The transcript has a single exon. NCBI's taxonomy places the organism in Eukaryota, Fungi, Ascomycota, Eurotiomycetes, Eurotiales, Aspergillaceae. The record is from RefSeq and is a predicted model, not a curated record. Bases 149 to 316 code for a protein of 55 amino acids.
AUCGACAAGGCAUGCUUGCCGCGUGGGAGAGCAUAUAAAUAUUAUAUGGUAUUAGACAUACCUCGGAAAGGCGGUUUUUGAUCCAGCCCAGCCAAGAAUUUCCUGGUCAGAUAUCCCGCACUACUAACUACGCAGUACGGAGUAGGUAAUGCGUGCAUAUUCCGGAUGUGGUACAUCUAUCGUUAGUACUGUAGCAUGUAAAGCGCCAAGUGCCGAUCGCAUUCAGAAGAAGCGGGGGAGAUCAACCUGGAAUUCGGAUUCGUAUUCGGAGCUAGGGCCCGUCUUUUAUCAAGGGGAUUCACAACCUACGCAGUAGUAUCUCGAUUUUACUAUGCUGCCUGGAACAUGGUUGCAUGGAUGGCAGACUUGGCCUCCACGUUGGGCCCUGGAAGAUAGUUCCAACUUCCAACAGGCAAACAGGCAACAAGUAUAAACCACAGAUGUUGGCGAAUAGGUCCAAGGGAGGUGGAUACUCGGAAAACACACUGCGUUCUCCA